Cylindrotheca closterium is the source of this 1053-nucleotide messenger RNA. Lineage: Eukaryota; Bacillariophyta; Bacillariophyceae; Bacillariales; Bacillariaceae. The record is from the annotation of a GenBank genome assembly.
AUGCUAUCUCGAUUGACUUCUACCGCAACUCGACGCAUACCGAGACACGUUGGUGGCAUUUGUUCGCAAUGGGCUAGCAUUGACACUGCAACCGACACAUCAUCCACAACUUCUACCAGUUGGACGUCAUCGUCUCCCCCAUUUGGAAGCUCGGUUACCUUUUCGACCGCAGCUAACUCUGGGAAUGAUCAACAAAAUGAACAAGCCGUGGAAGAACAGACCUCAUUGCUUGAUAAAAGUGACAAGAAUAUCCUUCAAAAGUUAUUUGAUCGACACAGCAUCAGCAGACAAACCAACCGUAUUCUAAUUGCCGAAUCCUUCUUGGAAGCAGCAAUUACCCAAGCAUCUGAUCCACGAUGGUAUGGUCCCGGUCGAAUCAAGAAGGAAUUUCGCAGCUACCAAGCCAUUCUGACGAUGCACAUUUGGAUGCUUCAUAAACGGUUGUUGUUAGACACUGAAGACCCGCACAGUGCCCAUUUGAUUCAAGAAGAACUCUUUGAUAUUUUUUGGACCGAUUCGAACAAUCGCAUGAGAGCCUAUGGCGUCAAUGAGAUGCUGUUGGCAAAGAACCUCAAGACGGUCCAACAGUAUACCUUUAUGCACUGCUUUCACUACGACCACUGCUACAGUGGAGAACUCUUGGAGAAUCCUGAAGAACGAUUGGAGGAGUUGAAGCAUCUGGUACAAACUCACAUUUUGUUGCUCAAUCCGCCCAAUGACGAAAAUGAUGGAUCUGCGGACGACGAUGCCGAUGCUCUGGAUGAUACAAGCGAUCAAGCCGAACGCAUUGCAUGGUACAUCGAAGCCCAGUAUCAGAACAUUGUCCAUGAUUGGCCUGAUGAUUGGUACCGCAAGGCUCGUGUGGCAUGGGUCGACCUUCCAGACUUUUCGGAUAUGGUCGAUGCCAAGGGAAAUAUCCUCGAACCAUUUCCAGUGGAUCCCGAAGACAUCUUGCCUGAAAAUUGGGCUCGCAAUAUUGCCAACGAUGGUACCUAUUAUUAUUGGAAUACCAAGACUAGGAAAGCGCAGUGGGAGAAGCCUGAAGCCAACUAG